This is a messenger RNA of Manis javanica (Malayan pangolin), 3101 nucleotides long. NCBI's taxonomy places the organism in Eukaryota, Metazoa, Chordata, Mammalia, Pholidota, Manidae. The record is from RefSeq and is a predicted model, not a curated record.
AUGGAUACCAAGUGCACACCUGGGAUCGACAGGGAUGUCUUCCAGACGGCGCGCACAGCCCGCCAGUCUGCCCUUUCCGGUCUCCUCGCUGGGCGGCUGCCUUGGCGGGAGUUGGCCGCUGGUGUGAGGUCAGGUUCCUGUGGAGAGAGAGAGGCAGAGGUGGCUGGUUUCCAGAUCUUACAGGCCCCCAUAUCCACUAUGUUGGGAACCAGACUUCAGACCCAGCAAAGGAGCAGCAGCCAGAGUGGCCGGGAGACCAGGCUGUGGUCCUCAAGCUUUGGGAUGAAGCUGGAGGCUGUCACCCCAUUCCUGGGGAAAUAUCGCCCCUUUGUGGGUCGCUGCUGCCAGGGUUGCACCCCCAAAAGCUGGGAGUCCCUCUUCCACAGAAGCAUAAUGGAUCUAGGCUUCUGCAAUGUGAUCCUGGUGAAGGAGGAGAACACCAGGUUUCGGGGCUGGCUAGUACGAAGGCUCUGCUAUUUCUUGUGGUCACUGGAACAGCAAAUACCCUCCUGCCAGGAUACCCCGCAGAAGAUCAUGGAAAACACUGGGGUGCAGAAUGCCAUCUCAGGGAGGGCCCCAGGAGGGGCUGGGGAAGGCCAGGUGCCUGGCCUCAUGAAAAAAGAAGUUCAGCGCAUCCUGGACCAUAUCCGGGCUCCACCCCGCCCCUUCCUGCUCAGGCUGUUCAGCUGGGCACUGCUGCGCUUCCUGAACUGUGUUUUCCUGAACGUGCAGCUCCACAAGGGCCAGAUGAAGAUGGUCCGCAAGGCCGCCCAGUCAGGUUUGCCGCUCGUCCUCCUCUCUACCCACAAGUCACUGCUGGAUGGGCUCCUGCUGCCCUUUGUGCUGCUUUCCCAGGGCCUGGGUGUGCUCCGUGUGGCCUGGGAUCUCCGCACCUGUUCCCCCACCCUCAGAGCUCUGCUUAAGAAGCUUGGGGGACUUUUCCUGCCCCCAGAGGCCAACUCCCUGGACAGCUCUGAGGGGGUCCUUGCAAGGGCUGUGGUAUGUGCGGCUAUAGAGCAGCUGCUGGCCAGUGGACAGCCCCUGCUCAUCUUCCUGGAGGAGCCCCCUGGGGCCCAGGGGCCUCGGCUGUCAGCCUUGGGCCAGACCUGGCUGGGACUAGUGGUACAGGCAGUGCAGGUGGGCAUCGUCCCAGAUGCUAUGCUGGUCCCAGUGGCCACCACCUAUGACCUGGUUCCAGAUGCAUCCUGUGACACGCGCCAUGUCUCAGCCCCACUGGGGCUGUGGACCGGAGCUCUGGCUGUCUUGCAGAGCCUGCAAGGCUGGGGCUGCAGCCACAGGGUCUGCGUCCGGGUGCACUUGGCCCAGCCCUUCUCCCUGCAGGAGUACACCAUCAACUCCAGAAGCUGCUGGGGCAGCAGGCAGACCCUGGAGCAGCUGCUGCAGCCCAUCGUGCUGGGCCAAUGUACGGUCAUCCCAGACACUGAGAAGGAGCAGGAGUGGACCCCAGUAACUGGGCCCCUUCUGGCCCUCAAGGAAGAGGACCAGCUCCUGGUCAGGAGGCUGAGCCGCCAUGUCCUGAGUGCCAGCGUGGCGAGCUCCGCAGUGAUGAGCACGGCCAUUAUGGCAACGCUGCUGCUCUUCAAGCACCGAAAGGGUGUGUUCCUGUCGCAGCUCCUGGGGGACUUCUCCUGGCUGACGGAGGAGACGCUGCUGCGCGGCUUUGACGUGGGCUUCUCUGGGCUGCUGCGGUGCUUGGUACAGUAUACACUGAGUCUGCUGCAGGCACACGUGGCCCUGCUGCACGUCCACCAGGGGGACCUUCUGGUGGUCCCUCGGCCAGGCCCAGGUCUCACACACCUGGCACGCCUGAGCGCCGAGUUGCUGCCUGCCUUCCUGAGUGAGGCUGUGGGUGCCUGUGCUGUGCGGGGACUGCUGGUGGGCAGAGUGCCACCUGAGGGGCCCUGGGAGCUGCAGGGCAUUGAACUGCUGGGCCAGAACGAGCUGUACCACCAGAUCCUGCUGCUACUCCACUUGCUGCCUCAGGACUUGCUGUUGCCACAGCCCUGCCAGUCUUCCUACUGCUACUGUCAGGAGGUCCUGGACCGUCUCAUCCAGUGUGGGCUCCUGGUUGCUGAGGAGAACCCAGGCUCCCAGCCAGCCUGUGACACAGGGCGACGGCAUUUGACUGCAAAGCUGCUAUGGAAACCGAGUGGGGACUUCACUGAUAGUGACAGUGAUGACUUCGACGAGGCCGAGGGCCGGUACUUCAGGCUCAGUCAGCAGUCUCGCUGCCCUGACUUCUUCCUUUUCCUCUGCCGCCUGCUCAGCCCACUGCUGAAGGCCUUUGCGCAGGCUGCUACCUUCCUCCACCAGGGACGGCUGCCUGAUACGGAGUUGGGCUACGUGGAGCAGCUGUUCCAGUUCUUGCAGGCCACUGCCCAGGAGGACGGGUUCUUUGAGUGUGCCGACCGAAAUCUAGCCUUCAACGCUAUCUGGACCUUCAGAGACCUAGGGGUGCUGCAGCAGACGCCCAGCCCAGCAGGCCACAUGCUCCACCUGUCCCCUACAUUUGCCAUCCGGGAAAAUCAGAAGAAGCUGGAACAGUUCAUCCAGCAGUUCAUCUGUAGCUAGAACGUGGGGUGGAGCCCAUGCAGAGACCUCUCAGCCAAGUCCUGGAGCCAUAAGACCAGGAGGAGGAAGCAAACCCUUAGCUGGACUAUAAAAUCUUUGUCCCUUGUCAUCUCUGGCUUUCUCUAUCCUUUGGUGUAAUAAUGAAGGGAGUGGAAAAGUCUUUUCUCAAGUCCAGCAGAGAGAGAGAGAGAGAGAGAGUGAGUGUGUGUGUGUGUGUGUGUCUCUGUGUGUCUAUGUGUCUGUGCCUGCUCUCUCCUUCCCGUGGAAAUGCUGUAUUCACUCCCUGAAACAGACUCCAAAGAACAACAGACAGUGGCAGAAGCCGAGCUGCUGCUUUGGCCUGAGACGUUUAUUGAGAAGAGCUCCACCUCCUUUCCUGCUACCUGGAAGAGGAGGCUGGCACCUGGCCUCCUCCUGGGUUGGGCAAGAGUGGAUGCCCCUCCUCUUGUCUUUAGUCCAGGGCAUGUGGUAGGAGCCAUCACACCACCUUGUUGAUGAUGACACCUAGU